This is a messenger RNA of Eriocheir sinensis (Chinese mitten crab), 2389 nucleotides long. Its product is annotated as netrin receptor DCC-like. Gene Ontology annotation, biological process: cell-cell adhesion. Gene Ontology annotation, molecular function: protein binding. Bases 1106 to 2059 code for a protein of 317 amino acids. The record is from RefSeq and is a predicted model, not a curated record. NCBI's taxonomy places the organism in Eukaryota, Metazoa, Arthropoda, Malacostraca, Decapoda, Varunidae. The transcript has 15 exons.
UACGUUUUGCCGCGGCGAGGUGCACGUGUGGGCGGCGUUCAAAAAGAUCUACGUUUAUUUCACGUUCCUGACCUCGCCCGCCUAUAAAAGUCCUCGUUGCUCCAGGGCGUAGCUCCGUUAUCCUGGGGGGCCUAUGGGGGUGCGGGGUACAGGCACCCAUCGCUCUGGGACACCUUGCCUCAGUGCUCAUCUCUGUCAAAUUAAAGACUCAAGAGCUGUGUGAAGAAGCUGAGCAGCGUCUCCCUGGCCUGGGCGUGGAGUGAGCUGGUCCCCUCAUCACCAGCACCAUAGACCAGGGGAUGAGGUGCUCCUGGCCCUCCGGCACACCCUCCUGGGCGGACCAGAGGAUGUCCACUGUGCUGGUCAUUCCACACUCCUAUCAAGGCCGUGCUGGACAGGCUCAGUGACGACUCAGACAUGUCAAACAUCUUCCCUCAGAGGCACUGACAGGCUUCUACAGUGGUAGGGCUGAAGCGACACAUCCUGGCGGGGGGCACCUUUGACAGCCCAGAGCACACCUCCGCCCCCGCCAGCAACCUCAUCACCCGACUGCUAGUUCAGGACCCAGCGCAGUGGUCCAACCCAGAAGAGAUUGCUGCCACGAGUACCUGGCUAGUGCCCCCCCUGACCUUCAGUGACGACCCCGACCCCAUGGAGGCUCUUCAAGGUGGUGGAGACCCUGUUGCACGUUCAUCUGGUGGUGGAGUUCCCUGGUGGCGGCGGCGGCGAGCUGUUCAACAUCAUUACCACGGAGGGACGCAUGACGGAGGCACGGGCAGCGGCAGUCUUCACACAGCCGGGCCUCAGACAGUGAGUGCCGGGUGCAGCAGGAGGCGCUAACUCUCCCCUACCCGCUGUUUGUCGCGCUGAACAUUGGCCCGGCGCUUGUGGCUGCCUUCCUCGGCUCUUAUGUGGAGCCCGUGGCUGCCGGCAGUGGCAUCCCGCAGGUCAAGUGUUACCUGAAUGGCGACAAGGUGUCCCGCGUGGUGAGGAUCAAGACCCUGAUGAGCAAGGCAGUGGGGGUGACCUUCUCUGUGCUGGGAGGCCAGGCCGUGGGAAAGGUCAGGUCGUGGGCAAGGUCUGUGGCCGUGAGCUGACCACCAAGAUGCUGCUGCCCACGGUGCCAGCCAUGGCCAAGGGCAGGGUGGCCAAGACUACAGAUGAUGGGCCACUCCUAGACAAAGAGGACCUGGACACACUGUUCUGCGGCACCAGCAGCAGCAGCCUGCACAUCCAUGGCCUGCAGGAGGAGGACGAGGGGACGUACAGGUGCCGGGCGGAGAACAGGGACCUGGACACACUGUUCUGCGGCACCAGCAGCAGCAGCCUGCACAUCCAUGGCCUGCAGGAGGAGGACGAGGGGACGUACAGGUGCCGGGCGGAGAACAGGGAGGACUCGCUCGACGCCGUGGCCCACAUACAGGUCCAAGUUGCUCCGAGGUUUCUGAGGCAGCCGGCCAACGCUCUCGCCUAUGAGAAGGAGAACGUGGAGCUGGAGUGCAGCGUGUACGGCCAGCCAGAGCCCUCGCUCCACUGGCUCAAGAACGGCGAGCUGCUGGUGGAGACGGAAUACCUUCAGAGUGUGAGCGGCAACAACCUGCAGAUCCUUGGCCUGGUGCGCCAGGAGUACACCGGGAUGUACCAGUGUGUGGCGCACAGCUCGCCGGGGACGCCCAGCUGUGUGUCCUUGAGUCAAAGAACGCGUCCAGAACGUGAGUGCAGCUCCUCCAGCGAGGGACGGGAUGAAUACAAGACCCAGAUCAGCGACCUAAGUCCCGGGAGUAACUACAUGGUGCGGGUGGCGGCCCACACCUCCGGCGGCCUGGUGGGCGCCUCCAUACACGAGGUGCGGGUGUUCACCAAGCCGGACCUGGACCUGCCCUCCGCCUCAGAGUCUGAAAGUUGUCUCCACCUCACCCACCAGUCUGGAGGCCACUUGGUCGCCGCCCGUACUGGCCAAAACGCCCAUCACGGGAUACACCAUGUUCUAUACGCAGUUUUCUCCUCAGGUUGGGUCAGCAGAAGAACACGAAGUAAAGGUCACUGGUACGUCACAUGACCUCCAAGGCCUGGACCAGUUCACUGAGCACAGCGUGUGGCUCACCGCCGUCAACAGUAAUGGCGGGGGAGACGCCACCCCGGAGGUCACUGCCAGAACCUUCUCAGACGUGCCCUCAAAGGAGCCUCAGAAUGUGAGCGUUGAGGCUGCCAGCUCAAGGAGCCUCAUCAUCUGCUGGGAGCCUCCGCUGGCCGAGCACCAGAAUGGGAUCAUCACCAGCUGCAAGAUCCGCUACAAAGAGCGCGGCGAGUCAGGUUCCUCCAAGACCAAAGCCACAGACGGAAACAGACGACUCUUUGCCCUCAAGAAAAGCACCACAUACUCCAUAAA